AAGCAAUAGAAGUGAAAAACGCGUUUGGGUUUUGGAAAAUGUUUGUAAAAUGUCUGCGCGCUGUCGAACCUGUGGUAAGAUAAUUUUCUGCCUCAAUGCCAACAAUCUAUUCGAACAACCUGACAAAAUAAUGCUGCAUCAAAUAGAAGCGUUAACUGGACUCUUUCUAUUGGAGCAAACAGAAUUUCCUGCACAUAUCUGUGGACCAUGUGAAGUUGCGCUGCGUGAAGCGAUUAUAUUUCGUGAGCGAAUCAUCAGGACACAGCAGUUACUUUUAAGCAGCAACAGCGUCGCCGAAGCGCUCAAAGAAAUCGAUUUAGAUGAAGAGCACAAACUUAAUCUGGACGACAGUGUCAUACAAGAGGACGACGAGGAUGAUGAAGAAGAGGGUGAGGAACAAUGUAGUUCGUUUGACGAAAACACAGAAUACACAGAAGACUACUUGGAUCAGCCGAAGGAACAACUAGAAGAAGUGGCAACAGUUGUACAAACAACACACACUUCAGAGACUGAAAGUAUAGCGCCUGAAGAACGCAAGCCAGGCAAACAAACCGCUUCUAAACUCUAUGCCACUGUCAACUUUGCCAUCAAUUCGAGGAACACACCACGCAUCAACUGGAGUAAGCUCUCCGAGCACGAGAUUGUGGAGCUGAAGCGCGAGCGACGAAAGCGUGAUUGCAUCUGCGAACUGUGCGGCAGACAUUUCACCUGUCCAAGCAAUUUUAAAGUACAUCUGUUGCGCCACACAGGCGUGAAGAACUUUACUUGCAAGCAGUGUCCGUUGAAGUUUUAUACGCCGCAUUUGUUGCGUCGCCAUAUGUUGUCGCAUCUCUGCCAGAAACCGUAUCCAUGUCAGUACUGCGGUCAAACAUUUGCCGAUCACAGCGGACGCAUUCAACACGAGCGAAAUCGCCACACAAACUAUAAACCUUACAAGUGCACUAAAUGCGACAAAGCGUUCGCAGUCAGCAACAAGCUAAAGACGCACAUGCUCAGCCACUCUGGAGUACGAAGCUUUCACUGCGAGAUCUGCAAAGUUUCCUUUAUGCGACGCCCUCACUUAGCUGCCCAUUAUCGUUCAAAGGGUCACGAACAGAAUGCCCAAAACUUUGCUGCCGAGGAGACCAAUAAUGUGGAUAUCGACAAUGAGCUAGUAGAAUCUAUACCUUGUAACGUAUAGUUUCAUAUAUUUUAAGCUUACUUUAAGUGAACAGAGCAGAGUGUAAUUCGUUAAGAAUAAAAUACGUUUAUUUUAAAAGGCAAUUCACAGA
Messenger RNA from Drosophila albomicans, 1271 nucleotides. RefSeq names its product transcription factor Ouib. Gene Ontology annotation, molecular function: zinc ion binding; RNA polymerase II cis-regulatory region sequence-specific DNA binding; DNA-binding transcription factor activity, RNA polymerase II-specific. The transcript is spliced from 4 exons. Bases 50 to 1180 code for a protein of 376 amino acids. Gene Ontology annotation, cellular component: nucleus. The record is from RefSeq and is a predicted model, not a curated record. Gene Ontology annotation, biological process: regulation of DNA-templated transcription. NCBI's taxonomy places the organism in Eukaryota, Metazoa, Arthropoda, Insecta, Diptera, Drosophilidae.